AUGGACACAACUCUAACAGCUUUUCAACGUAUGUUUCUCCCUGAGGCAUCAAAUCCUCCUCCACCACCACCGCCUCAAGAUCUCCCUGCCACUAACUGUCACCGUGUUCGUUCUCGCUACCGACCUCCACGUAACGACCCAAUCCCUAUCCCUUUCGGAUGGGCCACCAAUCGUCGAGCAAAGAUUCACACUCUCAACCAUCUCUUACAAAACGGAAUCUUUAACAUUACGGGGGACGUUAAAUGCAAGAGUUGUCAAAGAGAGUUUCAAAUAUCAUUCGAUUUGAUGGCAAAAUUUGAUGUAAUCUCUCAAUAUUUUAUUACAAAUAUGAACAACAUGAGAGAUAGGGCACCGGCUAUUUGGAUGCAUCCAACAUUGCCGAGAUGUGUGCAUUGCGGCCAAGAAAAGAGCGUGAAACCGGUGAUUGCUAAGAAGAAAAGGAAUAUCAAUUGGUUGUUUUUGUUGUUGGGACAAAUGCUUGGUUGUUGCAAGCUUGAACAGUUGAAAUAUUUUUGCAAGUACAAUAAUCAUCAUCGAACCGGUGCCAAGAAUAGGGUUCUUUAUUUAACUUAUCUUGAUCUUUGUAAGCAACUUGAUCCUACUGGACCCUUUGAUGUUGCGCGUUGA
Trifolium pratense (red clover) is the source of this 627-nucleotide messenger RNA. RefSeq lists its product as uncharacterized. NCBI's taxonomy places the organism in Eukaryota, Viridiplantae, Streptophyta, Magnoliopsida, Fabales, Fabaceae. The record is from RefSeq and is a predicted model, not a curated record. Bases 1 to 627 code for a protein of 208 amino acids. The transcript has a single exon.